CUUUUCGUGUUUGGACAGGUUUUCAGUUUCGAUCGAUGAGUCAGACUCAAAGUUCCGCUUUUUCCCUUCACAGAGACUCAAAUAUUCACAGAGAAUUGAGACUCCAGUGGCCGACUCAACAGAUGCAACCAUGUCUAAAGUUCAGUCUGCAGCUAUGAGUCUAGAGGAUAGAGUCUAUGGGACCAUAUAUGGAAACUGUAUCGGGGAUGCCAUCGGUCUCUUAACAGAGUUCCUGAGCAAGGAAGAAGCUUUUCAGUGCUAUGGCAGCAAGAAGUUGGAAUAUUCCAUGAAGGUGAAGGAUGGGCACCGUGUGCGCUGGAACGUCGGAGACUGGACAGACGACAGCGACCAGAUGAUCCUCAUCAUUCUCGCUCUGAUAGAGAAAAAGGAGAGGAAGGUAACCGUAGAAACCCAGCAGGACUUUGCCCUUCGGAUGAGACAGUGGAUGCACCACGGUUUCCCCGAGCUGGGUGACUGGGGAGGCUGUGGAAUCGGGGGAACUACACUGCAGGUCCUCACACUGGACAUGUUCACUACAGACCCAGAACAGGCAUCUCGCACAGUUUGGGAAAGGUCGGGGAAGGUUCUGGCGCCCAACGGAGGCGUGAUGCGGACAUCCAUUCUGGGUGUCCAUCAGUACCAGGACCUGGACAUGGUCAUACACAACACUGAGAAGCUCUGCAGGGUCACACACGCCGACCCCAGGUGCAUUGCCUCGUGUGUCGCCGUGACAACGGCCAUUGCCAUGAUGCUGCAAGGGAAACAUCGGAAAGAAGAUGGGACCACGGAUGCCUGGGGCAUCACUCAUGACAGCUUCGAGCACGCCAAGAAAUAUCUGGUAACAGAAGAUGGAACAGAAGACAGUACUGCAGUCCAGGAGCUCCAGUUUCACAUGGAGGCGGAGAAGCUCUCGACCCUGAAGCUGGAUGAACGGCGUAAGAUCGGCUACACGUACAAGACCCUCGGCGCCGGGUUCUGGGCGCUGCGACAGAACGACUUCAGGAAGGCGAUGACUGAACUGGUCAUGGAGGGUGGGGAUGCGGACACUAACGGAGCAGUAGCUGGAGCCCUGCUGGGGUGUAAGCUGGGAGUGAAGGGUCUGCCCAAGUCAUGGAGGGACAAACUCUGCUAUAAAAAAUGGCUGGACGAGCAGAUCAUUGCCAAGUACCUGGAAACAUUCCCUCUCGUACAUGUACCACCAACAACUGUCAGUGGUGACGCCCCCCUCCCCAACAUACAGGCAAAGGUUUGUAAUGAUGUUGAGGAGAAUGCAGAAAGUGGUAGAAGAAGCAAAGAUGGUGAAGGAGGGAAGGAAAAGGGUGACUGUGAGAAGGAGACAAAAGAAGAGUCCAGUGAGGACAAAAGCUCAAAGGCAACAAAGGAGCCACAGGGGAUACAAAUGGAAACUGCAGUGUAAAUGUCAACUUGACCUUAAUACUGACAAAUUAAAAGGCCUGCUCUUUUUUGUUUGCCAACAGAUUUAGACCUAAUAGUAUGUAUUUGGUGGUAAUACAGAUUUUUGGUUGUAUCAUACCAAGGAGGUUUAAGAUCAAGAUUUUAAACCUCCUUAAUCAUACCGAGCAACUUCACUUUUUAAGUCAUAGUUCUUCAUAGAGAUGUCAAAAGAUUUUUAAUAAAAAAAAUUAUUGAAUGUCAAUUAUCAUUCUAUCACACAUCAUCAUCAUCUACCUGUAUCCAAAUCUGUCUGCUUCUGAAGUUUAUGGUUCCAUGGUUUAGACCAAAAUUUUGUGCUUUGAAAGGAGAAUUAUAAAUGUAGUGAUAUACUAGUUUCCCAUAUAUUAUUUGAUAUUUAGAUGUUUGUAUAGGAAUUUAUCACAAUCAUGAUCACCUUUAUCAAUGGAAGUGUUGGUAUAACACACAGUUCUGUAUCAUAAUUUUGUGGCAGCUAGUUAAUAUGUAAACUCAUGGUAAAAUAUCUGAUAUGUUGUUGCACACCUGUAAUUAUAUAACGGAACAUUACACUUUUAUGUGUAUUUCUAAAAGCUGACAAGUUGUUUUACCAAUAGAUAGUCAUCACUAUUGAUUAUUUUAGUUAAUAUUAAUGGUGGUUUAACAACAUAACUACACUUUGUGGUGACCAAAAAAGCAAUGUUGCAAAGAAAUUGGCAAAAUAUAAUAAGCCAUUUAUUUUUUCAUGAAAGCUUUUUUAGCUUUGUCUAUUAAGAAAAAAUGCUGGUUUGAGAAAACUGUUAAGAGGUGAAAGCUUUUAUCAUGUACAUUAACGUUAAAUUUGAGGUCUUAUGAAAAUUGUAAAAUAAGGAGCAGGAUUGUGAAUGUUACAGUUGCUCCAUAGAAGGCCAUGAAUUGUAUGUUAUGAUAUAUUAUUAGCCACUGAAUUAACGUUAUGCCAAACAUGAUUUUAAGACCAUUUUUGUCGGUAACUCUUUGAGGAGUUGGAUAACAGUUUAAAGUUUCUCAUAAGUCAUAAUUUCAUUUCAUUCCAUUUUGAUGGAAAUCCCAAGCACAUAGCAGCGUCUAGGCGCUGAAUUGUGUACUUGUAUUGAAAACUACAUGAACAAAUAAAUAAGCCGAAAAAAGGAGGCCACAUUUGCGUACAAUUAAACAAUAAAAACACAAAACACUAACGUUAACGUUAACAUUGGCUAAACACAGUAAUUUUGUGCAUUACCUGUAUCUCAUCACGGAGUAUGUCGCUUAAAAACGUCUGAAUAAAUGUACUUCAUGU
Messenger RNA from Branchiostoma belcheri (Belcher's lancelet), 2707 nucleotides. RefSeq lists its product as uncharacterized. The record is from RefSeq and is a predicted model, not a curated record. Lineage: Eukaryota; Metazoa; Chordata; Leptocardii; Amphioxiformes; Branchiostomatidae. The coding region runs from base 131 to 1417 and encodes 428 amino acids. The transcript is spliced from 9 exons.